UUUGGAAGAAACCCAUUCGGCGAACCCACUUUUACCGCAGGAGAUUAAUAGUAUGAAAGCAGCGAUACAUCAGGCACUGCAUGUGGCCACGGAAGGAAGGAACAGAGUCCAGGCAGUGAAAGAGCAAAGCCAGUUGCCCGUAGAAACAGGUAGUGUGUCAGUGGAGACUCGGGAAAUGCCUCAGAUGAUGGUUAAAAAUAGAGAUCAGGCAGUAAUCCAGCAGGCAGUGGCUACAGACCUUGGUUUAGAAGAAUCGCAUUCAAUAUUUCCACUUACAUCACAAGAAACCAGUGGUAUGCAAGCAGGUGUUCAACAAUCACUCACGGACAUGGGAAGAGCGAGGCUUGGCCAGUCAGCAACUCUUCAGACAGCACCCGGGAGCAUGGAGGAAGCCAAUGCCCAGUCAGGGGUCCUGCAUGCAACGUCUUUGGAGGUAGACAUGGAAGAAGCACAUUUAGGGACUUCACCAUUGAUCCCGAAGACUUGCAGUGUCUUAUCUUUGCUUCGUCAGACAGCACGCGAGGAUACAGGUGUUUUGAGCGGUGCUGAUGCAGUGCCUCAUCAUACACAUGUGACUAUGGAAGCAGGUAGAAGUGCUAUGUCAGAAAUGAAGGCGACAAGGACUGCACAGUUAGAUUUAGAAAAGUCACAGUCACUAAUUCUACCCUCACUGCAGAUGGCCAGUAAUGUUCAACCUUUAAAACAAGUAACACCAUAUAUCAUAGGAGCCACCAGUGCUUCGACAGUGUCUCAUCAACCAUCUGAGGUGGCUAUAAAUGAUGGCACCACAUUGACUUCAGAAAGAUGGGAAACAGUAAUUCCACUGACAGAACAGAGAGUAAGCAAUGUACAAACAGUCACUCAUUUGCCGACUCGGAUGGAAGGAGUUAUCUGUGACCAGGAAGAAACUCGCACUGGCUUUGUAGUAACUCGAGCAGUAGCUUCUGAAGUAGAUAUGAAUGAAUCAUGUUCACUGGCUUCAUUUUUGCCACAAUCAAGUAGUGUGAGGGUUGUGACUAAUCAGACCCCUCGCCUUGCAAUGGAAGGAACCAAACCUAUACAAACACAGUCACCAAUAGUGGUUUCUCAGUUGCCACAGGUGAUGAGCAGUGCCCAAGAAAGGCCUUACAUGUUCAUGGAAGUACCAGACAGUGUACAGACAAUGACGGCGCAGUCAUCGGUCACAUUGGGAUUGGAGAAUCCACAUGGACCUAGCAGUAUCCAAGGAGUAACACAUCAUAUACCUCAAAGUACAGAAAAACCUGAUCAAACAAGGGAGCCUCAGAUGGCACAGGCCAUAUCAUUUGGUGAACAUUAUAACACAGUAACUGUGAACUCCAGAGGAUCACUGAAGCCACUUACAUUUGUUGAUGGUGAAGACCACACACCUCUUGCAGCUUCAACUCCCAUAAAUGCACAAACUUGUGUAGUGAUGGAUAAGGAACAGUCUUCUCUUGAAGACAGUGCGUAUGCCACAGCAACUCCAACAGAGUUGGAAAAGUUCACUAAGGAGACAUCCAUUCUUGUACCAGAGUCAGAGUCAGGAAGGGUUGCCUUUACAGUUUCUAAAGUUUCAAAAUUGGAAGAUACAGAACAGAAAAUGUCUCCAUUAAACAUCUCUCACAAUACAUUGCAAACGUUGCAUGGAAGAGUAGGCCAUCAGACUCCUCAAACAAAAUCUGUGUCUCAAGGUGACAGUUUAUUUGCGACAGCCAGCGAAUUUUCAUAUGAUAUUGAAAGCUUAGAGGCACUUCCCACCAGUAAUACUGAGGAUGAAGAAAUAUUUUACACACCAGAAAUAUUAGAGAAUAAACCAGAACAAAAGCUUAGUGCUGGUGGCUUGAGCUUGCCAAAAAGAAAUUACAGAGAGGAAAUCAUUGCAACAUCAGAAGAGGAAUUUUUCUCAGCAGAAGAUUCAGCCCUAGUUUCAAGUUCUGAUAGUGUAACAUCUAUGACCUCUCGUAUAUGUAAAGAUGACAAAAACGUGAGUAGCUCACAGGUAGUACACCUUGAAAAUAGAAGUGAAAUAAGAAAUUUAGAUAUGCAGAGAGAGAAAUCACUGACAGCCAGCAGAAUAAGUACCAUCGGAAACUUGCCUUGUGUGACUGCCAAUUCAGCCAAAGGUUCUGAAUCCAUCCAAAAUGACAAUUACCUCUAUAAAAAGGGGCAUGUUGGCAAUAUUAUUAGUUGUGCUCAAGAUCCGAAUGUAGUCGUCUCAUCUUGCAGUGUUCCACGUGUAACAUUAGAGCAAGAAGUCUCAGAGGAAACUUACAAAGAAAAGGAGAAGACAAAGCAGGCAGAGAGGGGUGAGGUAGCGGGACGAGAGAGUAGCAGGAGCAGGAGUGUAGACCAGGGCCUCAAGAGCGCUCUGCCAGGUAACAUCAGUUUACCGCAUGGCAACGAGGGCCAGCCCAUUGCCAGCACGAACGUCAUUGGUCAGAGCGCUUUGGCAGGCUUUGGCAGAAGUACAAGUUCAGUUACUGAGGAAUAUUUAGCAAAGCUGCAAGAUAGAGACAGUGCAAUGCACACAUCAGCAUUAUCAGAAAGUCAGUAUAUUCCUGUCAAGACCAAAGUGCAGAACCCAAGCAAUAGCAGUAAGAAUGAAGGCAAAAGAAGUCGAGGGAAGGAGCAAGGAAAAGUUGCAAAAGGGUGCAUUGAGAAGCUUGAAAAUUUUGUAUUCCAUGAAACAACAGAAACUGAUUACAGUGUGGCAAAGGUAGAGAAUGCAAAACUUAUAGAAACAGCAGAUUUGCCCCAUUUGGGAAAAUUGACUGCUCCUGAUACGGGGAUAAAAACUUUAAGGGAAGACAAAGCAAUUUCAUUUGAAGAGAAUAAGUCCAUAUCAAGCACUGCUGCAAAAGUUUCUCAAAGAAAAGAAGUUAAGAAAAAUAUUCCCAAUGAAAAGAAAAGCGAUCCACAGGUUGAUUCACGUCAUGCUACUACAUCAACAAGUCCAACUGAGAUGAACCAGCACUUACAGAAGAGAAGUCCAGAUGAUGUUCAACGUAAACUCAUUCGGCAAGUCACCCACCCACCACACACUGUCGUGACCGGCUUCUCUAAUACCAUAAUGCAGCCACAAGAAGCCUGUGAGCAGACUGACGACAAGACGCUUGGAAGUCAUGCUAAGGUGAUAUAUAAAGCUGAGCAACAAAAGCCUGAGUACACAGCAAAUUACAGCUUGGCAAAACUUAAACGAUCCCUCUACUCACGUAAACUGGCAGGUCAGGUCUUCAAUCAGAUGACCUACCCAGCUUAUGAGCCAGAAAGAGAGCAAGUCCAAGUAGAGGACCAUUCCACGCUGAAGAAAGAGGACAAUGCGAGAGCAGUACCAGCUUCCGUCAGUCACAAUGUCCAAGGAAAGUUCGACAGCAAGUCUGAGAAAUAUGAUGAUACACAAGCAUCUUUUCAAGCAAGGUUAUCAGAUGACAAGGAAGUUGAGUCCAAAACUACUGGUGUAUUCAAAAGUUUUGGCACGAGAAGUUCUGCAGUUGUUUCGAAUCAACAGGAGCAACAUCAAACAAAGAACUAUGGAAAGACAUUGAAUAUGAAUGUUUUAGAAUCUAAGAUAACAGAAUUAAAGAGCACUGAAAUAGAUAAGGAUAAUAUCAAGAAGGACAAUACUAUACAAGAACAUUCACAUGGAAUUGAAGUUACUGUGUCAAAUUACUCUUCUAAAUCAACAACAACCACCCAUGAAGAUAAGCAGACAUAUGUGGUUGAUAAGAGCGUGGACAACCCAAAACUGAAGCUUACUUCUGAAGCUUGGCGGGGACAAUUCCUCAUGGAACAAGACCAGAGUGAUGAAUGGGGGGCUUCAGAUGAGAGUAUUACGUUCAUCUUCAUGAAUCCAGAUGACGAGAGACCAUCCGAGGACAAUUUAUUACAAGCAAAUGUUACCCAGUCCAAUGGUUCAAACUAUCGCAGUUCCUCGGACUUGUCGCACGUAGGUUUGAGUUUUGAUACGUCAACUGAAUUAAAACAAGCCCAUUUCUUUGAUCUGUACAAGGCAAAAUGCGGCCGGCUUGUUCGCUCCACAUCUUUGGAUUCUGUGUAUUGGAAUUUAAGUAAAAUUCAGGUGGCUAAGCAAAAAACGGAAAUGCAACGAACCAGCAGCCUAGAGGAAGUGGUGACACAAGAACUGGAAGAUAUACUAGCCAGAGGAAGGCGUUUCUCCUCUGUUGAAUCGGAUGAAGAUGACAUAACAGAGGAUGCAAGCACUGUGAGACAGAACCGAUGUCAUAUACCAGUUAAGACUCAUGGUGAACAAACUGAUUCAAGAGAAGUUCCCGAAGCAUCUCGCAGAAGAGCUGUGGUCACAGAUGCUGAUGAUCAGGCUAUUAAUACAAGCAGUUCUGGUGAUGAUGAUGUGUUUGCCAAAUCGCCCUUCACCAGUCCCAACAUUCGGCCAGGUUAACUGGUGUGACUUCAAGGGCAUGAUCCUGGGUCGUCCAGUUAAUCCUACAACAAUCCGGGUCAUGUCAGGUGAGUCGAGCAAGUCCUCACCACAGCUUCACUGUCGCCAAACCCCAGAAAAACUUAACAAAAAAUCAGUAUCAUGGACAGACCUGCAAGGUUGUGGAGCGCUAGAAAUUGAUGAAAUUCCAGAAAUCCGUUCACAGGAAUCUGCAAAGCUAGUUUUUCCACCAAAGUCCAUAAUGAAAAAGCCUAGUUUAGCUCCUAU
Messenger RNA from Penaeus monodon (black tiger shrimp), 4684 nucleotides. RefSeq lists its product as uncharacterized. The transcript has a single exon. The coding region runs from base 53 to 4417 and encodes 1454 amino acids. Lineage: Eukaryota; Metazoa; Arthropoda; Malacostraca; Decapoda; Penaeidae. The record is from RefSeq and is a predicted model, not a curated record.